GCACCCGAAGCGAAAGGGUUAAAUUAAGCAUUUUUAAACUAAGCUCCAAGUAUCAUAAUACUUUUUUAUAAAGAAUUAAGAACUGCAUCGAACAGUAUGUAAAAAAGUGUACAGUUUCAUUUAGAAAAACGAAGAUAUCGAAACGUCUUUACUUAGACAAAUCUGGCAGUUAGUGUAAGACAUUUUCCUCGAAACAGAACGUGUUUUGUUUGAAACUUUUUUCCGAAUACUGUAUAAUUUAGAAGAUAUUUACGCCUGUAUAAUAUUUAGCAUAUAGUAGAGUGCAAAGGCUAUUGAAAUUUAUUUAAAACGUCAAAAACACCAUUGACUUGGAAAAUGCUUAACCUACAUUUUGUUUAUUAACUUGUACAUACCUUUAUUACUUCUGGCAUCGUUUGAACAUGCUGAGUAUGUUUAUGCACACUUCGGGCAUCCAAGACUACUCCAUCAGAUUAAACCUACGAGAAAGGAGAUAAUUUCUAACCAAGAAUGAAGACACUCCUGCUGUUAUUCGCGUGUAUUUGUUUGGCAGAAUGUGGUGCAGGAAGAAAGCACACUCGUGAGCAACAAGCUCAAGGUUACGAAUACGAAUAUGCUCAGGAAUCUGCGCUAUCUGGCCCCCUAGUAGCUGCAGGUCCACACGCUCAUGGUCGCGGACUGCCUCAUCCCGGGUUCAGCGUUGGUGGUCCUUUGGCUAAUAUCGCGAAAGGCGCGGCAGAACAAGCUCACACGCAGUUAAAUAAUCAACAUUCCGCGGCCGGACAAGCCGCGUUCGUGGCGAAAAAUACAUUAGCGCAAGCUGCUUCUCAGUCAGCGGCUACCGCGGCUGCGGCACUCGCUGGCAAACAGAUCGUGGUCCAAGGGCUGGAGCAACAAUCGAGAGAUGCCCACGUAGCGGUAGACGGGGAGAACCUGCAACUGCAACAAGCGGAACGUGCCGCAAACGCAGCAAGAACCACCGCUAAACAAGCGAUGCAGCAGUUGCAAGUGGUUACAGCGGCCUUAAACGCGGCACAGGCGACGGCUGACCGCGCAGCGCAAGCUGCCGCGGAAUCAGCGGCCGAGUUGGCGGCGCAAACCACCAUGCUUGGUCAGGCGAAGGCAAGAGCGGAGUCGGUGGACGAGCAACUCACUGCUGCUCGCCUCGAUUACGAAACUACUCAAGCGGCCGCUGAGAAAGCUGCGAGCGCAGCCGCAGCCGCGCAGAAUAACGCUGCCGCCGCCGCUGCACACGUUGCCGAUGCUGCCGCUGGUUCCGCGCUUUUGGCUCACCAGCCGAUCAAUCCCUCUCCGCUCCCGAAACUUCCUCCACCUCGCCACGGUGCUCUCGGAGAACCUGCCGUUCUCGACGCAGGUCUUCACGAACCCGGUGCCCUUCUCGCACCUGGCGCGCUCCACCAAGCUGACGCUCUCCGUUCACCUGCCGCGCUUCACCAAGCGGAAGCUCUCCGUCUCUCCUCCGGACUUCACGAAGCUGCCGCGCUCCAGGAAGCCGCUCUUCGCGCGUCCAGCCUGCUUCACGAAGCUGGUCCAGCACUUCAAUCUCCAGGCGGUCUUCAUCGUUCAGAGUUGCUUAGCCUAGCCAAUGCUUUACCUACCGAUAGUUACGAUAUUAAAGGUUAUCGAUACUAGAUUCCUUCGGAUUGGACAUUUUAGACGAAUCUAGUACUUGUUACCGUCUUCUUUCAGGAAUAACGAAAUAUUAUGUUCCAUGUGUCAGACUGUGAAAUAAAAUAUUGUUGAAAUGACAAAUAUCUUCUGCCUGACCUCUUCAUCUUUGUCCUGUUAAAUCUCUAACUAAUUGAUUACCUUUCAGCUGCUUCCCCGCCCCCCUCCCCGAAAUAGUACGAAAAUAUAAAUGUUAACAAACUUUUCAAAAUAAAACACGACAUAGAUUUAAGAAUAUU
Molecule: messenger RNA, 1907 nt
Organism: Bombus terrestris (buff-tailed bumblebee)
Lineage: Eukaryota; Metazoa; Arthropoda; Insecta; Hymenoptera; Apidae
Product: antifreeze protein Maxi
Exons: 2
Coding region: 490-1632 (380 amino acids)
Source: RefSeq, a predicted model, not a curated record